This is a messenger RNA of Physella acuta, 4995 nucleotides long. Its product is annotated as mucin-17-like. NCBI's taxonomy places the organism in Eukaryota, Metazoa, Mollusca, Gastropoda, Physidae. Gene Ontology annotation, cellular component: membrane. The record is from RefSeq and is a predicted model, not a curated record. Gene Ontology annotation, molecular function: protein binding; serine-type endopeptidase activity. Gene Ontology annotation, biological process: proteolysis.
AUGGUACAGGCUAGGGGGUUUCGGUUUCGGAUAGUUUUUGUGGAGAGAUCCACACCGGUUGGUGUAAAUACCCCAACGACUGUAAACACCGAGACGCCCGGAUAUAGCAGUGUUUCCACUCUGGUGUCGCCAUCUAUAGGUCAGGCGGGGCUUGACGCGGCUGCUAGGUCGGCCAAUGGUGUACACGAAUCGACAGCAGCAGAAGAUAUGCAACAAACUACAGCAGCAGAAGAUGUACAACAAACAAGCACUACAGAGGAUAUACAACAUACAACAUUAGCAGACGAUAUUCAAAAUACAACAUUAGCAAACAAUAUACAUUAUACAACAAUAGAUGACGAUAUACACCAUACAACAGUAGAUGAUAUUCAAACUACAACGACAGCAGGCAAUAUACAAUAUACAACAUUAGCAGAUGAUAUACAACAUACAACAGCAGAUGACAAUUUACAACAUACAACAUUAGCAGACGACCUACAACACUCUACAGUGUCGCCAUCUGUACCAGUGGUGAUGUCAGAGCCAGCUAGCCCAGAACCUGGCGCACCAUCACCAUCACCAUUACCAUCCACACCUGCAUAUCCACUCCAUUCUUCUGCUGAUGUCGCCUACACUUCAACAUACACCCUAGCAUAUACAUCCACAUCAUCACAUCCUGAAUUGGGAACAAUCCCGGAAAUGACCCCUAACUCACCAAACAAAAGUUCAUCAACAAGCCAGAGUAGCUUCCCUUGGGUCAACCAAUCAGCAACAUCCUCUACGACCACUGGCUCUUCGGUGACUGCAAGUGAAGUCCAGGAGUUAAUUAGUUCUUCAAUCCCAUUGGUGGAUAUAUGUAGUCACGUGAUUUAUCGUAUUGACGGCGGUCACGUGUUUAUAGCCUCGCCAGGACUGACCAAUAGUCGCCCGCUGACGAAUAGAUGCGACAUGGUGGUCGUAACGGGCAAACAAAAGGUAUUAAGCCUCACCCUGGAGUACCUGAAUCUCCCCGAGAGCGACGACUGUUCCUUGGAUUGGCUGGAACUCUCGUCAAAAUCUGGCCGCAUUGGCAGGUUCUGUGGCCGCAGACGUGGUGACAGUUUGCAGACGACCGAGUACUUUAUAGCCUUGACCUUUUCAUCAAAGGACAUACAGACACAGGCGGGGUUCAUGAUGAAGAUUGAAGCUCUAGAAACGAGCUCGCCCAGCAUGGCCGCCACCAUCCAGCCAAUCAGCGAGGCCGUACUAUGCCAGUCGACGGUGGACUACUUAGACAACAGCCCAUUGGUCCUCACAAGCCCGGGCUACCAGCUGGGCUUGUACCCGCUCAACAUGGACUGCCACAUGGCCGUGUUUACAGCUGCUAACAGAAAAAUUAUUUUGUCCAUACUGGACUUUGAAACGGAAGGAAACUUCAAUUGCUCGUACGAUUACGUCAUUGUGUAUGACGGUGCAAGCCCUCAAUCUAACUCGCUUGGACGCUACUGUGGGAGAAUCAUUCAGAAGGAGGUUAUAACUUCCGGGUCAGCUAUUUUUAUAACUUUUAUAUCCGACUCUAUAGUAUCGAAAAAGGGCUUCAAGAUAAAGCUUGACGGAGUCAACGACGAUACCAUUAAAACGACUAGUGAGUUAAUGCAGGAGUCGAGUACACAAAAGACGUCUGCGAUACCUGAAUUCAGCACUUUAAUGUCGAUACUGACGUCACAGUAUACAGCGUCAACUUCUAAGUUGGAGGAAAGUGCAACAACAUUAACAACAGAACCACCACAACCAACAACAACAGAACCACCAACUACAACAACAGAACCACCAACUACAACAACAGAACUACCAACUACAACAACAACAGAACCACCAACUACAACAACAGAACUACCAACUACAACAACAGAACUACCAACUACAACAACAACAUCAGAACCACCAACUACAAAAACAGAACCAAAAACUACGACAACAACAACAACAGACCCACCAACUACAACAACAGAACCACCAACUACAACAACAACGACUGAAUCACCAACUACAACAACAACAGAACCACCAACUACAACAACAGAACCACCAACUACAGCAACAGAACCACCAACUACAGCAACAGAACCACAAACUACAACAACAGACCCACCAACUACAACAGACCCACCAACUACACCAGAACCACCAACUACAGCAACAGAACCACAAACUACAACAACAAUGACUGAAUCACCAUCAACUACAACAACAGAAUCGCCAACUACAACACUAGAGUCACCUUCUACAACAACAGAACCACCAACUACCACACCAACUACUGCCACGACAACACCAACCACACCAACCACACCUACGCUAGCCACCACUGCCUCUACUGAUCCCGUAUUAGAAACAGCUUGUUCUGGCGUCCCUUACCUUCUCGCCACCUCAGGAACGAUAACCUCUCCAGGCUUUACGUCAGGCCACUCCUACCCCAAUGACGUCACAUGUCAGUGGAUCAUUGAAGGCGGGAACAACAAGAUUAUCUCCCUGCAUUUUACAACCUUCGACCUGGAGCAGCAAGCGUCAUGUGACUACGAUUACCUGGAGGUGUCUGGCGUCGACAACAACACGCGGACGGUGCUUGGGCGCUUCUGUGGUCAGCAGAGGCCCGAUGACGUCACGUGGGUGGGUCAGAGGCUGGAGGUGACGUUUGUCUCAGACAGGAUGGGUAGCAGGCCAGGCUUCUCGCUGUCGUACAGGGUGACACGGCAGCAGGCGGUCACAGUGUGUCCUUCUGGUCGUGUGGCAUGCAGCAGUGACGUCAAGUGUAUCCCAAUAGAGUGGCUGUGUGACAAGGAGCCUGACUGUUCGGAUGGCGAGGAUGAAAGUGAAUGUGACGAGUGUGGGAAGGACGAAUUUGCCUGUUCGGAGAAGAGUUGCAUCCCUUUCUACCAUGUUUGUGACGGGGAACCUCAGUGCCAGUACUGGGAGGACGAAGCCGUCUGCUCAAAACUUGACGAAAGUGGCACACUGGAGGUCAUGGCCGAAGGUCGUUGGUUUCCGGUUUGUGCUGAAGGGUGGGAAGAAGGUGGAGUUAAUGCCAGAUGGGCUUGUGAGAAUGUUGGAAAAUUGCAACCCGAGUCUGUGACUGGAGUGUUGGUCCAACAAGCCAAGUUCUUUGCUCAUGUGUCUGUCAUACAACACAAUUUGACAAACGUUGCAGUGUUGACAUCAUCAAAUAGCUACAGUACAGAACUGCAUCUCAGCUCAAAUUGUGAAGAGAAUCUUGGUGUCCAGCUUAUUUGCUCAUCAAAGGAAUGUGGUCAGCGAGCUAAUCACCUGCCUCAGCCUUAUGUGCUGGGUGCCAGCAAUUCUGUGGAUGGCCAGUGGCCAUGGAUGGCCGCUGUAUUUUCUGGAUCUAUGUUUACAUGCGGAGCUUCUCUGAUAUCUGACCAUUGGCUGGUCACUGCUGGACAUUGUGUUUACAACAUGCUUAACUCCCCUCAAACAACGACUGUCCACUUGGGGCAUGUCAACAUUAACUCCCCUGAAAUGAUCAGCAUCCGUGUCUCAGAGAUUGUGAUACACCCAGAGAACAACUACAUCUACAACAACGACAUCGCCCUACUGCGGCUGGAACAGCCUGUCACCCUCAGUGAGAUGGUGGCUCCACUUUGCCUGAGCUCAGUGGUCCGACCUCGGAGCUUAAGUUUACCGUGUUAUGUGGCAGGCUGGGGUGUCAGUGACAAACUGAACAUAGCUUCAGGUGAACUGAGUUCCAUUCUUCACCAUACAAAAAUAAAACUGUGGGACCAGACAAAAUGCCAGAUGGCGUAUCCUGACAGGGUGAAACCAACUAUGCUGUGUGCUGGUUAUCAGAAUGGGGAAAUGGAUGCUUGUAAGGGUGACAGUGGUGGCCCCUUGAUGUGUCUAUCUGCACAUAACCUGUGGGAGCUGGUGGGGGUUGUGAGCUGGGGGGAGAGCUGCGGCCAGAUUGGCAAGCCAGGGGUGUACACACAAGUGGAUUCAUAUCUGACCUGGAUCAGAUCCGUCAUUGGUGACCCAGAAGGUCAACAUUUCAACUGUGACUUUGAGCACCCAGAUUUUUGUGGGUAUACCAGCCAAUCAGAAAGUGAAUUUGCUUGGAGCAGAAGGGCAGGGGGCCUCCAUGUUCCCUCAAUGCCAACUAUGGACAACACCUUCAAAAAUGCAACAGGACACUAUGCAUACACAUAUGUCCCUUACAACACCAAGUACAAAUCAGCUAUACUGAAAUCUUCAGCCAUGGAGGUAACAAAUGAAAAAAGUUGUUUGCAUGCUUUUGUACUGGUCUAUGAUUGCGAGUUGUGUAAGAUGGAGGUCAAGGCUGUCAGUUCUACUGGCAUCGUCAGUCAGGUGUUGUUUCAAGUGUCGUCAGCACAAACAACAUCUUGGCUCGGUUUUAGUGUAGACAUCCCACAACAGACUCAAGAGAUUCAGUUCAUCUCAACAUCUGGUAGACUCUCUGGUGGUGGAAUAGCACUGGAUGAUGUCUUUCUGGACAAAGGCAUUUGUGAAAAUACUUUACUCAUCAACUGUGAUUUUAAUUCACCCACUACAAAUGGUGAAAACAGUGGUUCAUUUUGUGGAUACACCCAGGAAACUGUAUCAGAUGAUUUCAACUGGGUUGUUCAAUCUGACACUAACUCUAAUGAUUACUUCCUUAGAGCUUUUGGGCCUUUUAAUUUUCCUGGCAACAUCGCUGGGAUAAUGUCUCCAGCAGUCAAGACUGCCAUUUUUAUGUGCCUGAGUUUUCGUAUGAGAACAUCUGCAUCUAACGUGGGCUACCUUCAAGUCUGCAAAUUGUUUUAUUAUGGUGGCUAUGCAUAUCCGGAUUGUUCUUUAUGGACUUCAAGGUUCAAGGCCAUCAGCCCAAAUGUCUGGAGUGAAGUCCAAGUUCAGAUCGAGGCUUUAGGAACAGAUUUCUAUAUAAUGUUUGAGAUGACCAAAGGUCAAACUAUAGGUUACAUUGAUGUAGAUGAUAUACAAAGAUUUGAUGGUAAUUGUUUGUGA